This is a messenger RNA of Oncorhynchus gorbuscha (pink salmon), 7070 nucleotides long. Its product is annotated as AP2-associated protein kinase 1-like. Gene Ontology annotation, biological process: protein phosphorylation. The transcript is spliced from 21 exons. The record is from RefSeq and is a predicted model, not a curated record. The coding region runs from base 811 to 3699 and encodes 962 amino acids. Gene Ontology annotation, molecular function: ATP binding; protein kinase activity. NCBI's taxonomy places the organism in Eukaryota, Metazoa, Chordata, Actinopteri, Salmoniformes, Salmonidae.
ACAUAACAUGAACUACUAACUAGCUGGCUAUUUUUAUCUAUAUUUUCUAACGGAGCUAUCAAACCAAACUGAGAUCGAAAGUAUCUAGCUCCAAUCGGUAUACUCAGUAUCGGAAUGACCAUUUCCUGUCAGUUUGAUAUUAAUUUCCUGUUGCGAAAUAGCUAGCUAGCGGUUCGUGUGCAGCCUGCUAGCCGUUAGCUAAUUGUAGCUAGCUAGAUGAUGUGUUGUAGUAGGCUUGGAAAUAAUCAUAUUUGCCGAAAGACAUUGAAUAUGGAAGGAUCGUGUAACAUUUGCACGUUGCACCGGGGAUAUAUUGCAACGGACAUCAUUUUUAGAGGAUAACCUGGAUAACCUUAGCUACAUGAAAUGUCAUAAACUAGCCGCGGAGUUGGAGGGACCCACAACCUCCUGAACAGCUGUAUUGAUGGAGAAAUGUCCUCCGAGGCGAUAGCAAAUAUAAUACUGCACAAGGUUUAGCGGAAUUAUUAUAGUCUGUUAUCUUGUCUCUGUAUCUAGUCUGUUAAGCAAAUAGUAGACGGGUCAUUCCGAGAUAGCUAUCUCAUCAUUGACUAAGGAGCUAGCAAUCUGCUGCCAGUGCUGGUGAAGAAAGCACAGCUGUUUUGGCAUCUGCAAACAACAAGACUGGCUGUGUCAGACAAACCUUCGGCCUUGUCCAGAAAUACAAGAUUUGUGAAACUGGCACAAUACAUACAUUUGUGAAACUGGCACAACUGUAAACAAGGACAUUUGAACAGUCUGUAUCGAAGUGAGGAUACCUUUUCCUGAUCAUCGAGACUUGACAAAACUAUAAUGAGGAAGUUUUUUGAUUCAUCUCGUCGGGAGUUGGUCAGUUCUGGACCUGCUUCUGGAGGGGGUAGCAGUGGAUCCAGCCAUGCAGGUGGCAAUUUAAUUGGACGUUCAUGUACAAUUGGGCGGCACCAAGUCACUAUUGAAGAAACAGUGGCCGAAGGGGGGUUUGCAAUUGUGUUCCUGGUACGAACCAGCCAGGGGCUCCGCUGUGCCCUCAAGAGGAUGUAUGUCAACAAUGAGCACGACCUGCAGGUGUGCAAGCGAGAGAUCCAGAUUAUGAAGGACCUGGUCGGCCAUAAGAACAUUGUUGGCUAUCUGGACUCUAGUAUCACCACUUGUGGAGGAGGAGAUGUGUGGGAAGUGCUCAUCCUCAUGGACUACUGUAAAGGAGGCCAGGUGGUGAACCUGAUGAACCAGCGUCUGCAGACAGGCUUCACCGAGGCAGAGGUACUGCAGAUCUUCUGUGAUACGUGUGACGCCGUGUCUCGACUGCACCAGGGCAAGACACCCAUCAUCCACAGGGACCUUAAGGUGGAAAACAUCCUGUUACAUGAUAAGGGUCACUACGUGCUGUGUGACUUCGGAAGCGCCACCAAUAAGUUCCAGAACCCACAGACCGAAGGAGUGCCAGUAGUCGAUGAGGAAAUAAAAAAGUACACCACUCUGUCAUAUCGUGCUCCUGAGAUGGUUAACCUCUACAACAGCAAGAUUAUCACUACUAAAGCUGACAUAUGGGCAAUGGGCUGUUUGCUGUAUAAGCUGUGCUACUUCACUCUACCCUUUGGGGAGAGCCAGGUGGCCAUCUGUGAUGGCAGUUUCACCAUUCCUGACAAUUCCCGCUACUCCUACGACCUGCACUGCCUCAUCCGGUACAUGCUGGAGCCCGACCCUGACAAAAGACCUGACAUCUACCAGGUGUCCUACUUUGCUUUUAAACACGCUCGUCGGGACUGCCCUGUUCAGAAUGUUAAGAACUCUCCAAUUCCUGCUCAACUCCCUGAGCCAAUCAAAGCCAGCGAGGCUGCUGCAGCAAAGAAGAACCAGAGCCAGACACAGAGUAAGGCCAGACUGACAGACCCCAUCCCCACCACUGAGACCUCCAUCACGCCCCGGCAGAGGCCCAAAGCGGGCCAUGCCCAGCCCAGCGCUGGAAUCCUACCCAUCCAGCCGGCUGCCCUCACCCCUCGCAAACGGGCCAACCUACCUGCCGGGGGGGCCCUUCCUCUUGGAGUGAACUUAAACCUUGCCCAGCAAGCGGCAGCCCUCCAAUCACAGAAGGCACAGAAGGCACUUCAGCCAGCGACCGGCCAAUCACAUAACCCUCCCAGUGAGGCAACACCCCAGCUGGGUGGUGCUCAGCAGAAGCAGCCAGGACAGUUGCAGCAGCAGCCUAUCGAAGCAGUGGGAGGAGUCCCACCUAUGCAGACCAUGGCGGAGGCCCCGAGCACCCCUCAACAGGCCUUGCCUCCCCCGGUGGCCUGUCCUUCCCCUCAGAAGGCCCAGGCUCUGUCCAGCCCAGCCCCACCCAAAGCCCCAGCACGUCGUAAGCAGGCCAGCCAGAGCCAGACCCAGCGGCAACCAUCUGCUCAGCCUACUCCAGCCCAUCCUUCAGCUGCACAGCAGCCUACAGCUCGGCAGCAACCAGUUCCUCAACAACCAGUUGCCCAGCAACCAGUAGCUCAGACAGAAGCGGCCCAGCAUCCACCUGUCAAGACCCAGUCCACUCCUGCCGAGACCAGUCACAACACAGCUGAGACUGAGACGACUCCGCACCACUCUCCAAAGACAGCAGAGCUCACCCCGAGUAACGUUACCCAGAAUGCAGUCGGUGGGCUACCUGGAAGUGACUUCAGCCUACUACUGCAAGAGGCCACAGCAGAGGAUGACCUCAAUCAGUUAAUAUCUGUCGGUACAUCUCCACCCAAUUCCACCCGGUCCCUUCAGCAGAGUGUGUGUGAACCAGCGCAAGACAGCAACUUUUCUGCCUUUGCCCAUUCCCCUACCCCUGGCCCUGCCACGGGUUCCCCCACGCAGCCCGCCUGGAACCCUUUUGGUGAUGAUGACUCCUCCAAUCUCAGUGCAGAGCAACUGAUUAACAAAGACCUGGUUGAUGAACAGGCUGAUGACGUGGCUGCAGAAGCAGAGGUGGAGACGGCCCCCACAGAGGAACUGAUACCUGGCCUGCUGGAGGUCUCCUCCCCUGGGGAAACAACCCCCCAACCUGCUGUAGAGCAAUCUGAAGACAUCCUUGGACUGGAUACAGGAGAGUCUUUGUUGACUGUUCUGGUCCCUUUCAGCACCCUAGCACUCUCAGACACUCCAGAGAAGCUUAUUGAGGGAUUGAAGUCCCCAGAUACACACCACCUGCUCCCUGACCUCCUGUCCAUGGCUGAUCCCUUUGGCAGAACGGUGGUGGAGGCUGUUAAUGUAGUGGGUCCAGCAGAGAACUCUCUUUUGAGUCUGGACUCUCUGAUCCCUGGUCUGGAGGCUCCUGUGUCCCAGUCUGAGACAGAUUCUACACUGCUUCAUGAUCCCCUGCUUGGGGAGGACUCUCUGCUGGGUUGCUCUCUCAUCUCUCCCCCUUCUAGAGCCUCCUCUCUCUCCUCUGCUCCCGCUUCUGCUGGCUUUAGGUCUGUUCUGGAAGAGUUUGACCUGGCAUCUGGGGGUUCCACCCAGUUUCUGUCAGACUCUUCUGAUCUCCUGAUCCCAGGCUUUGAGCCUCCACCCAGUGCAGAGACAGCCAACGAGGAUGAGUUUGACCCCAUCCCUGUCAUGGCCUCCUCCCAAGUUUCAGGAGGCCACUCUCGAAGUAACAGUGGCAGCUCUGAGUCCAGCCUUCCCAGCCUGGCCCGCUCCCUGCUCAUGGUGGACCAGCUCAUCGACCUGUAGAGGCCGGUGGGGAGCCGGGACACUAAAGAGAGGGGGAGUGGGGGGAUGGAGAGACGAGGUAGAAGUAUUGAUGCUGGAGAGGAAAAUAGACCCCACCGUUAGUCGUUACACCCCUACACCAUUCAUCACCAACGUUUGUUCCAUGGGAACUCCUGCUGUCAUUCCGAACGCACUGGGCGAUAGAGUUCUAGAUCCAUAAUCAUUGUCCUGUCUGUGUUUGUCCCAUCAUGCCUCUGAUAUUGAUUCCCGUCAUGUCCACCACUUUUCUUCUUCCCCCCUCUUGCCCUCUCAUUUCAUGCUCUCACAGCAUUUAGGCCUAUGUUCUGUUGCCUUCUGCGGUCAUCAUGGCAAACAAGUUCAUGGCACACUGCUUCUAGCUUUUGCGUUCAUGGCACCCUAACAAUAUAACUUUUGCUUUCACGACACACUAACUUUUUCUAGCUUUUGUAUUUGUCCCUCUAACUUGAUCCAAGAGUUCUUCUUUCUGUAGACCAGGGUCAAAUGUUUCACCAUGUUUCAAUCCUCUCUCUCUGGUCAGUCUUGUCCUGUAAGCAGCCCAGAUAAUUCCAGUCUUGUUGUUAGUAGAUGUUGUUAUGGUGGACAAGUAGAUGUUUUGUCUCCUGCCUUUCUCCAGGGUUAUAUUUAUAUUUCACUUGGAUUAUUAUUUGCGCACAUUCGGUAACAACAAUAUCACAACAUUGAUUUCUUCUAAACAUCUUGAGUUGUACUGUAGAACGUUGAAAAAAUGGUUGUCUGUCUGCCAAUUUAGUUUGCCACACUUCAGUGGCUGAGUUUUCAGGGAUUGUGUUUUAACCCUUAGCGUGAGGUAUCAUAGCCGGCGUGAUGGGAUAGAUGUCACUAUCAAAAAGGACUGAUUACUCCACCAGCUGGUCCAGAGAUUGAGCCUCCCCGUGGACACAUCCUCCCAGCUGCCAUUAGCAGAGCACUGUAAGAGCCACCAGGCAUGUUACCUGUCUAUGGUCAAAAUGAGCUAGGAAGUUAUUCAAAAAAGUUGUAAGUUAGCACCAACAUAUCUUAAGACUUUUUAAAGCCUACAUUAACAUAAAUAUGGAGCUAACAAUCCCAAAGGAAGAAGCUAAGAUUUAAAAACACCAGCUUGGCUCGGGACUCAGCUGCACAUUGACAACAUUGAUGCUUUUCUAAAGCAUUUGCUUGUUUUCCUCUCGUUGACCUCUCCUUAGCCUGACUAUACAGACCGUCGGUCAAUAUCAUCCCUUUCAUUUCAGCCUGUUUGUGCCCACGCAAUCCUUUCAUUCUAUUCAAACAUGCAUUCCCACAGAAAGUCCAUUCCUACUUGUACAUAGAUCCUAUAUUCCAGUAAUUUAUCAGCCCUACAUAGUGUGAAUGUAUUUAUAUCUGCAAUACCCACAUACUCUGAUCCAGUGAUCAUACGUGUGGUUCCUCUCGUGUAUAAAGUUACAAAACAUGUAUGUCCUCUGUUACUCAUCGGUCGUCAUAGCUUACAUUGUGAAAAAAAUAUAUAGAAAAGUUGAUUUCAUAUAUAGCUAAUAAUAAAUGUGAAUAUGAAUAGAGUGUUAGAGAAUGAAUGUAUGACAUUAAUAUCAUUAUAAAUAAAGAUUAAUAUAUUUAAAUAUAAUUCUUAAGAUGACUAUUAUAGACAAAUACUUUGUUUUUCCUGUGCAGCUGUGUUUUGUCCACCAUAUUUCUCCCCAGAUUCCUAUUGUGACAUUAUCAUAACAUACAGUUGUGACAAUCUUAGCUUUGAUCUGUUGUUGAGGGUUGGGUAGGAUUUCUCCUUCAAGUAGUGUCUAUUAACUUGCCUUGACCUAAGGAGGGUUUUAUUGCAAACAAAGUAGUUUGUUGUACAUUGGGACCACAACCCAGGGAGCUUUACCAUGUCUUAUACUGUACCAUACUUAAUCACGCUGUACAAAAGGCAGAGAACUACAGUCGUUGUUGAAAUAGUGCUCUACAAAGCCAUGCUUUCUCCACGCAGAUUUUAUAGUAUCAAAAAGAUGCAUAUCGAAGCAUGACCGUGUUGUUGAAUGUUCUGUUGUGUUGGUAGACAGUGUUAUCAUCGGUGUGUGAAUGUGUGAACAUACAGUCUGACUCGUUGGAUGUGAUGCGGUUGUGUUGUUGUCUAACCUCGCUGCAAUAAGUGACAUCUACAAUGAUGUUUGUGUUGACUUCAUCACAUUUGAAAAGCACAGGCCCUCUUAAUUAAAUAGCGCUGAGUUCACUCUGUUGCCCAUAGAGGAAGUCACUGUUUUUGAGAGCACAUCAGUGUCUCUCUGAGUGGACCACUAGACUCAGUGAUCUGACUGAAUUAGAGGAAAGGAAUAUAUUGGUUAUCAGACAGAGAGGGGCAAGCACUACACAGGCUUCAACACUAUGACAACAUACACGUCAGAUCCUAUGAAGAUAGGAAUGCUCACUGUACAUUUCAAGGAAUUACAGAUAAUUGUUCUACUGCAGUUUUCCAAACAAUGCAUGCCAAGCAACAGCACUUAUUGGCAGUAUUCUAAAAUUCAAUGUUGUGUCACAUCUAUCUCAAGCUGAAGUUCACAUCUUAUCCCUUCCACUACUGUACAGUCUAGUCAUCUGCAGAUACUCAUGAGGCUAUUGACCUAUGCAAUCUUUGCUUCUUCCUGUAGACAACACUGUGCUGUUGUUCUUGGUAAAGGUCUUGCCCUCCAGGUAGUUCAACUUGUGUUGUUGUGAAAAAGAGAUCCUUCAUGUUGCCCAGUUGUUUUUGCCAAAAGUGGAAAAAGCUGUUUCUGAUGACCAUUGUUCUCCUGAUUGUUCUGGAUCUCUGUCCGUCUAUAUGACACCUAAUCCCUCUGAAUGUUCUGGAUCUCUGUCCGUCUAUAUGACACCUAAUCCCUCUGAAUGUUCUGGAUCUCUGUCCGUCUAUAUGACACCUAAUCCCUCUGAAUGUUCUGGAUCUCUGUCCGUCUAUAUGACACCUAAUCCCUCUGAAUGUUCUGGAUCUCUGUCCGUCUAUAUGACACCUAAUCCCUCUGAAUGUUCUGGAUCUCUGUCCGUCUAUAUGACACCUAAUCCCUCUGAAUGUUCUGGAUCUCUGUCCGUCUAUAUGACACCUAAUCCCUCUGAAUGUUCUGGAUCUCUGUCCGUCUAUAUGACACCUAAUCCCUCUGAAUGUUCUGGAUCUCUGUCCGUCUAUAUGACACCUAAUCCCUCUGAAUGUUCUGGAUCUCUGUCCGUCUAUAUGACACCUAAUCCCUCUGAAUGUUCUGGAUCUCUGUCCGUCUAUAUGACACCUAAUCCUGCGUCAGCGCAGUCAUUUCUGUGUGCACCUUCUAUUUUUGUGAGAUAACUAAAGAAUUACAAAGAAAGGGAUGUUGAAUAAACAUAUACAUGUCAAUGUA